Dioscorea cayenensis subsp. rotundata (Guinea yam) is the source of this 2461-nucleotide messenger RNA. RefSeq names its product probable galacturonosyltransferase 3. The coding region runs from base 11 to 1735 and encodes 574 amino acids. Gene Ontology annotation, molecular function: polygalacturonate 4-alpha-galacturonosyltransferase activity. NCBI's taxonomy places the organism in Eukaryota, Viridiplantae, Streptophyta, Magnoliopsida, Dioscoreales, Dioscoreaceae. The record is from RefSeq and is a predicted model, not a curated record. The transcript has 6 exons.
AGCUGCGAUCAUGGCGUUCUACUCCAAAUUCUUCUCGAGCUUUGGGAUUCUCCUUGUUCUCUCCUCUCAGUUCUUAAACCUAGUUGGUUCAGUCCAAUCAGAUGAACGGGAUUCUGUUUUAGUGUCAGCACCACAGGUUCCGGCAAUCCAGAGCAGGCAUGAAGACUACCAGCAUCUGCUGGAUUGCCAAUCAUGUGAUGACCCACAGCAACCGCAAAAGAUGAAGAGCAUGGAGGGGUCUUCUGACUUGAGAACAGAUAGUGUAGUCACUGAGCUGGGGAAGGUAGUGGCUGUCAAGCUCUCAACACAGUUCAACAAAAUCACUGGGCAAAACUACAGCAUAUGGAGAAGAGAAUUUGAUAACUCUCACUCUGAUUCUCUUUUGAGACACAUGAAAGAUCAGAUUAUAGUAGCUAGGGUGUAUCAUAACAUUGCUCGCUCCAAGAAAAUAUCAAAACUCACUGGUUUGCUGUCAAAGCAUAUUAAACAAAGUGAGCGCGAGGUUGGUGAAGCAAAUUCAGAUUUUGAACUGCACCCAAGUGCUUUUGCAAAGGCCAAAGAAAUGGAACUUGCUUUAAUGCUGGCUAAAAGAGAGAUACAUGACUGUAAUAAAGUAACAAGGCAGCUAAGGGCUAUGCUUGAGUCUUCAGAAGAGUUUAUUAGUGUUGAGAAGAAGAGAAGAUCUUUUUUACUUCAGCUCGCUUCAAAGACAAUAGCUAAACCUCUUCACUGUCUUCCCAUGCAGCUUACAACUGAUUACUUCUUGAAUGACCAUUAUGACAAAGAGCCAACGAACAUGGACAAACUUGUAGACCCUUCCUGCUAUCACUAUGCUAUAUUCUCAGAUAAUGUACUUGCGACAUCAGUGGUUGUUAACUCUACUAUAGCACAUGCCCGAGAUCCUAAUAAGCAUGUGUUUCAUAUAGUCACAAACAGACUGAACUUUGCAGCUAUGAAGAUGUGGUUCCUUAUCCAUCCUCUGCUUGCCACAGUGCAUGUGCAGAAUAUUGAUGAUUUCCACUGGUUUAAUUCAUCUUAUAGUCCAGUUCUUAACCAGCUUGAUUCUUUGAUCAGGAAUGAAGUAAAUUAUCCAGCUUUUCUUUCUUAUGGAAGAAAAUAUAUCAAAUAUAGGAACCCAAAGUACCUGUCUAUGCUUAAUCAUUUAAGGUUUUACCUGCCAGAGGUGUAUCCAAAGCUGGAUAAGAUUCUGUUUCUUGAUGAUGAUGUUGUGGUUCAAAAGGAUCUGACACCUCUCUGGUCAAUUGACAUGAAAGGUAUGGUAAAUGCUGCAGUAGAGAUCAACCACAGAUUUGAUGCAUAUCUUGACUUCUCAAAAUCAAUAGUCUCUGAGAACUUUGAUCCACAUGCUUAUGCAUGGGCUUUUGGGAUGAAUGUCUUUGACUUGAAGGAGUGGAAGAAAAGGAACCUCACUGGAGUAUAUCAUCUCUGGCAAGUUUUGAACAAAGACCAGAAUCUCUGGAAGCUUGGUUCACUGCCUCCAGGUUUGAUAACAUUCAACAAUCUCAUCCAUCCUUUGGACCAAACUUGGCACGUUCUGGGCCUUGGUUACAAUCCCAUUCUUAAUCUCUCCAAGAUUGAGGAGUCUGCAGUCAUUCACUACAAUGGGAAUUACAAACCAUGGUUGGAUCUCGCUAUCCCUAAGUACAAACCCUACUGGUCCAAGUUUAUUGACAUUGAUGACCAAUACAUUCAGUCAUGCAACUUCCACCUAUAACACUGCACAUACACAGAAAUUGGUAUAGCAUCUCAUUUGAUCUCUUUCAAUUGUGCUGUCAGCACUGUAUUCAAAACAAAUGGAAUGAAUGACUAAACCUUGCACUUCUACUGAUGAUCUGGCAUUCAAUUGCACCUCAUAUAUGAUUUCAAAUUAUUAUCUCCAGCCAUUGCUUUGUACUAUUUUCAGGUACUGCAAUCCUGUUCUCAAUUUACUGUCACAUUUUUUGGCGCACAUGAUAGCGUUUACUAUUUUCAGUAAGGCGAAGUCUUUAUUAGUGCUUGCAAAUAACGUGUGGAUUCAUCUAAAUAUUGUGUUUUGGUUUGAACUUGCAGCACCUAUCCAUUUAAAUGCUGAUAAAAGGUUCAGCAGCUGCCCUCUGUGUAAAGGUACACACUUCUCAGCACUUGUUUAAUAGCUAUGAUGAUGAAAAAAAUUUAUGAUAACAUUGAUUGAUGGAUCAUUUACGAAUGAAGCAUCACCAAUAAGCCUGACCAUCAUUUAACUCCACCGCUUUGGAUUGAAUGCUUCUUUGGCCAUCUUGAAGGUGCCUUUGUGAAUUUUUUAGUGACCACUUGCUAGGAAAUCAAUCAAUUCAUGCUGCCCAUUUCCUUAAACUAGGCCCACUCUCAAGCAUGUUUUCAAUUAGUAUUAAGACUAUGUCAUCCAUUGAGUUCAGAUUGAGUAGAGGAGAAAAAGAAAGUAAACCAUGUUUAAAGGUUUGCU